GUCCAAACUUUGGCGGACUUUUACCUUCCGUCAGCGAGGGAUUAUUUCCCCUCCCUCUUCCGCCCACCCCGUGAUUCUACUUUUGCUUAUGACAACUUCAGCCGCUACUUUUUUUCCUUGGAGGCUCUGUGCAAGAACAACAACGACCAUGUCUUUAACAAAUGGCGACAAUGAAGCGUGGGACUCACACAACAAGAUGAUGUUGGAACCUCUGUCUGUCAAUGACGCUGAGGUCUUCUCUAUUAUUAAAAAGGAGAAGCACAGACAGACGUAUGGCCUGGAGCUGAUUGCCUCAGAGAACUUCACCAGCAGAGCUGUUCUCGAGGCUCUGGGGUCUUGUAUGAACAACAAGUACUCUGAAGGCUAUCCUGGUCAGAGAUACUAUGGUGGAACUGAGCAUGUUGAUGAGCUGGAGAGACUCUGCCAGAAGAGGGCGCUUGAGGCCUACGGUCUGGACUCUGACAAAUGGGGCGUGAACGUGCAGCCAUAUUCAGGUUCUCCCGCCAAUUUUGCUGUUUACACCGCCAUUGUGGAACCGCAUGGGAGAAUCAUGGGCCUGGACCUUCCUGAUGGAGGUCACCUGACACAUGGUUUCAUGACUGAAAAGAAAAAAAUCUCCGCAACGUCCAUCUUCUUUGAGUCCAUGCCGUACAAGGUGAAUCCCGAAACUGGUUACAUCGAUUAUGGUCGACUGCAAGAAAAUGCUCGCCUCUUCCAUCCCAAACUCAUCAUUGCAGGAACAAGCUGCUACUCCCGUAACCUCGACUACGCCCGUAUGAGGCAGAUCGCCAACGAGAAUGGCGCGUAUCUGAUGGCCGACAUGGCGCACAUCAGCGGACUGGUGGCCGCCGGAGUCGUGCCGUCCCCCUUUGACUGCUGUGACAUGGUUACCACGACGACGCACAAGACGCUGCGCGGCUGCAGAGCUGGACUGAUAUUCUUCAGGAAAGGUCAAAUCUCUUCCGUCAUCAAAUCUUUGAGUUAUCGAGCAUGUCGUUUUAUUUUCAUCCGUUUGUCUUCAGGUGUGCGCAGCGUGGACGCCAAGGGGAAGGAGGUUCUGUACAAUCUUGAGUCGUUAAUCAAUCAGGCCGUCUUUCCGGGGCUGCAGGGUGGACCACACAACCACGCCAUCGCAGGUGUCGCCGUCGCUCUCAAACAAGCCAUGACACCAGAGUUCAAAGCUUAUCAGAUGCAGGUUCUUGUCAACUGCAAAGCUCUCUCCGCUGCCCUCGUUAAGCACGGCUACAAGAUUGUCACUGGUGGUUCCGACAAUCAUCUGAUCCUAUUGGACCUGCGCAACAAAGGAACCGAUGGAGGACGAGCUGAGAAGGUUCUGGAAGCUUGCGCUAUUGCUUGUAAUAAGAACACCUGUCCAGGAGACAAAAGUGCUUUGCGCCCCAGUGGACUGAGGUUUGGCUCUCCAGCUCUGACCUCCAGAGGCUUGGUAGAAGAUGACUUCAGGAAAGUGGCAGACUUCCUUCACAGAGGUAUUGAGCUGACCUUGGAGGUGCAGAGAAGUCUGGAUCCUAAGGCCACUCUAAAGGAGUUCAUCCAGGCAUUGGCCAAGGAAGAAAAGUUCCAGCUGCGUGUGACUGAGAUCAAGGCAGAAGUUGAAGCUUUUGCUGGUCAUUUUCCCAUGCCCGGCCUCCCUGAGUUAUAAAUCAUGAUGACUCAACUGAUACUUGCAAACUAAUGCACACAACCUUGCAGGAGGAAUUCCUGCAUACGAUAUCUUUGAUACGCACCUUACGUCUUUGGAUCAAAACACAUUUCAGUACAAGCAGCCUUACAAUGGUUUUUUUUUGUUUUUUAAUGUGACAUCAUCCGCUGCUGAUUUCAAUGUUUCAGAUACAUUUAAGCUUCAAUAUUCAUUAAAAUCCUCAAAGUUCUCCUUGUCUUA
This is a messenger RNA of Syngnathus acus (greater pipefish), 1900 nucleotides long. It is a transcript of the gene shmt1, whose product is annotated as serine hydroxymethyltransferase 1 (soluble). The transcript has 11 exons. The coding region runs from base 89 to 1660 and encodes 523 amino acids. The record is from RefSeq and is a predicted model, not a curated record. Lineage: Eukaryota; Metazoa; Chordata; Actinopteri; Syngnathiformes; Syngnathidae. Gene Ontology annotation, biological process: folic acid metabolic process; purine nucleobase biosynthetic process; tetrahydrofolate interconversion. Gene Ontology annotation, molecular function: cobalt ion binding; mRNA 5'-UTR binding; pyridoxal phosphate binding. Gene Ontology annotation, cellular component: cytosol; cytoplasm; nucleus.